UACCGCCGACACAUUAUGUCUCGACCCUCGAUAUCUCAUUCACAAAGUUUACUUUCUCCCUUCGAAGGUAUAUCCUGGAGUCACAAGUUUGGAUCUUUAAAUCGGAGAAGAAAAAAUGCGCCAAUAGUUAUCACUUCCUGUCCGCACAUGGACGUGUUGGACUGGCUUGCGAGGCUGGAUCUGGCUGAAUAUCGUGAUAAAUUCAAACAAUUCAGCGGAGUCGAAGACUUCUUAUACCAUAGCGAAGCCGACAUCAAAAAGCUCGGUAUACGAAAUAAUGCCCAUCGCGCUCGAAUUAUAAGCAGUUUAGUUGCGCUGCGAGACAAAUCUUCAACAGGAAGUCUGAAGCAUAUGGAGUCGUUGCGGAAAACGAUGCGGCACAGCGUGGCAGUGGAAUCGAGCAAAACUGGCAGGAAUAACGAGGACAUAACCUAUGAGUGCUUGACGGUCAGUAACGCCAAACAAAGCAAGAGUCUGGGCGAUCUGUUAGAUAUGGAAACACCCGACGGUGGCAAUGAGGCUGUCGCACUGAAGAAAGCCCUGGAAUGGGAACUGUCACUGGAUUCGAGAGAUUUACGAUCACACGCCUGGUACCACGGACCGAUUCCCCGACAGCGGGCCGAGGAGAUUGUACAGAAGGAUGGCGACUUCCUGGUGCGGGACUGCGUCUCCCAGCCGGGAAACUACGUGCUGACCUGCAGAACGAAGGGACCUACGCUGCAUUUUGUUAUUAAUAAGCUGCUGAUUCAGCCUGAAACUGUAUACGAGAGAGUACAAUAUCAGUUCGAAGACGAUGCCUACGACACAGUUCCUGAUUUGAUAACGUUCUAUGUGGGCUCAGGGAAAGUAAUCUCAGCAGCCUCCGGAGCACGGAUCCAGUUCCCCUGCAACAGACUCUAUCCGUUGUCGUUCUACGCUUCCAAGUAUGGCCAGCAAGUGGGUGGUGUUCGAGGGCCAAGCCCGCUUAACUCACCCUCCCCCGUACCGUCGUCACCUGGGUUUAGGUAUAAUCCAUACACCCAGCAAACGAACACAUAUCGAAGUCCGAUGUCUUCACCACCGCGAACAAAGCGUGAAACGCCACCUCGUUUACCUUCGAAGAAGCAACGAUCGCAAUCUCUAACACCAUCGCAAGGAGCCCAAGCGACACAGCAACGAUAUUGCAGUGCCGAUGGCGUUAUACAGGCCAACGGUUCCGAUGGUAAAACUAUUUCCAAACCUUCUCGUUUGAAUGGUUCAACCGAGAAGUGCAACAGUGCCGAUGGGGUCAUCCAGAACGACUCAAACCUGCGAACUACGCCCGUCGAUGAGAAAUGCUCAAGCGCGGAUGGAAUAGUGAAAACUCAAACCCUAACUCGAUCGGGGACAGUCGAUCCAGCUCUGAAGACAAGCUCCCAAUCUCUGCCGCGUUCCAAUAGUUUACGUUCAUCCCGAGGAAUAAUGGGCUCACGAACAUCCAGUAUUAACAAAGAAUCUAGUGAACAUUCAUUGAGCCCCUGUUUAGAGCACAAACAGUUUGCAGAGGCUGAAGAAGAGUCAGAACAAGCACCAAGUCCUCCUCCCAAACCAAUAAGGGGUGUCCAUCGGAAUGAGUCUAUGAAGGAAGUUGACCCUCAUGGGCCAGUUCAUCGAUUGGGCUCAUACCAUCCCAGUGGAUCGGAUUCCGGUAAUGGUUCCGGCGACUCUGCCCAAAGUUCUGCAACCGGAGAUGAAAUCGUCCUGCAGCAUCGUGGCGGAGUUAUAUUGAAAAAUCCACGCUUCAUUCCGAGUUCAAUGUCAUCCAUCACAUUACGAUCGUAUGCCGAUUUUGAUCCGGCGGCCGCCGAGGAAAUAUUGCUGUCUCUGAGCAUUCCAAUAUUCGAGCAGGUCUCGCGCUUUGAUUUGGAAAAUUUCAAUACCCUUUUGCUUCCAUUUUGUGACUACAAACCGUUGGACAGUGGUACCCUUAACACGUUCCGUAUGAUGUUGAGUGAAACGGGCUCCAGGGUGAUUGCGAACCACCUAACCAGGGUGGAUAUUAAUUUAAUUUUAGAAAAAGACGACGAGAAAAUAGACCACCCGCUCAACUGUACGGGACUGGAAUUGAUUACGCUGGAGCAAGGCAAACAAUUCCGACAGGAUCUGAUUGAGCGUACGGAGUGUUUGAAACUACUAGUAGCUGUAACUAUUUUGACCUGCCAAGAUGACCUGGAACGAGCUGAAACUUUGAAUAAAUGGAUUCAAGUAGCUGUGGAAACAAAAACUGCCCUCGGAAAUCUGUUCGGAUUCUGUGCGAUCAUGCUGGGAUUAUCGAUGCCUCAGAUCCAAAAACUAGAAACCACGUGGCACACGUUGCGCCAAAAGUACACCGAUAGUGCAUUCAAUUUUGAAGCUAAACUACGACCGACGCUCAACAGUAUGAAUGAUUGCUCGAACCCGCAGGCACCGAACACGACGAUACCGCACUUACUGCCAUAUAUACUGCUUAAGGAUCGCACAAUCAACGAUAUCAUGAUGGAUCCCUCCCAGCCUCAGAAUUCUACGCUGGUAACAAGCUGUGUUACUCCGUGGGAAACGAACACGCAGGACUUCGGAUUUUCCAUACUGUUUGCUCACCUGGACUCGGCACGAAGUUUUGUUAACAAUCUUUCCCUCUACCGGAAAAAUGCUCAGACCAUUAUGCAGGACACGAGUCGGUUCGAUUCCUUGCUGGAGGAGGCAUUCAGAACGGAAUUCCAGAUCAAGUUCCUCUGGGGCUGUAAAGGAUGCUUCAUUCCGGCUGAAGACCGUCAUGCCAAGUUCGAGCAUGUGCUCAGCGUGAUGGCAGACAAGUUUUGUGGCGAUUCGACGCAGAAUGCUGCUGGUUAACAACCAUUCGACUUGGAAUACUCUUUUUUUCUCCCUCUGCGCUAAAUUGUACAUCUGUUCAAUCUCUAAUCAUGAUUAAUCUAUGUAGCAUCUCAAAAAUUCCCAAUUUAGGUAAACAUUCUAGGCCACACUUUUAGCUCAAGUAUCGAAAGAAAGGAAAACAAGAAUCAAACAAAACAAUAAUUGAUAAACGGAAUCAUAAAACACAUUUCUAUAGCAGCGAUUGAUCUAGGAUUUUGAAAGUUUUUUUUUAAUAAUAGCCAAACAGUCAACCCCCUGAAAACGGGUGGUAAUAGGAGUCAAAGCAGUGGAGUGGGAUCCACUUUGAUAACACUCAAGUAAACUAGUCAAAAAAAAAGAAACAAAUAAUCGAAGUACUUAAGCGUUCAUUUUUGACACUGAUACGAAACGAUCUUUGUGAUUUGAUACAACUGUAUUUAUUUUAUAUUUACUGGAAGCACCAUAAACUGUUGUUUAAGAUAGUUUUAAAUGUGCGAGAUGAAGGCAACUUUUUUAUUAAACAGUAUAGUUGGUACAAUAAACCUAAGAAGAGUAUUAAAUUUUGCGGUGCAUAAUUCAAACUGACAAGAGAACACCUCAUUUCCGUUACCUUACACAAUCGACAGUAAAACCACAGUUGAAUCUUUCUCCAAAGUUUAUAUGAAUGAUCUAUUGAUAAAGCAGACUGAUUAUAUAGCGUCUGAACGGAAUGGAUUUCUUGGAAACAUUGCAUUUAGUUGACUCUUUCCAAAGCAAUAUUUAAAAUUAAUACCAAAUUAGUGGUUCUGUUGGUGAACCCACUACGAAAUGGAAAUAUUUUUUAUCCAACUAACUAUGAUUCCAAAGCUAUCUCUACAUUUUAUACCUUUCCCUACCGUAAACGUGAAGUAGCACUAUGUAGACAAGUAUGUAAAAUACAAAAUGCAGAAUUAUCUGAAUAAAACAAGAUAGAAUAUAGACAGUUAUAAAUGAAAAGUAAAGUUAAUCAAUAAUACAUUUUGAACAGGAAACUGUAUGAUAAUAAAAAAUAACACACCAUUUAUAAUAACUUCAUAGCGAACACAGACAUUCUCAUUCUCACUCACAUGUUGAAUAAGCAACUUCAGUAUAGUCGCGUUUAUGUUGAAUUUUAAAACAUCCAAUAUUAGGUUGGUACACCAUACCCAAUAUCUGUAUCUCCGGACUACAAGAACAAAAUCCUAAAUCUGGGUAACACCUACGACAAAGCAUAGCGUAAAAUCGUUUUUAUUUACAUUACCCAGUUACAGGACAUAAUCGAUUUCUCUUAAAAACUCUGAAAAAUGAUAGCAAAAACGAUGAUUUGGACGUUGAGAAAAUGCAACAAUAUGAACUUUGAGCGGGUGAAAAACUGGUAAAGAAAAGUAUUACGUAAUACAAGGUGGUGAGCGUAUUGUAUAUACUAAAGGUCAACAGAGAAGAAGGGCUUGACAUAUACAUGCAAUACACACAGACACAGUGACACACCAUUAGCGCAUAAAAGUAUGAUAUUUGAUAUGUAAUAAAU
Molecule: messenger RNA, 4372 nt
Organism: Topomyia yanbarensis
Lineage: Eukaryota; Metazoa; Arthropoda; Insecta; Diptera; Culicidae
Product: breast cancer anti-estrogen resistance protein 3 homolog
Exons: 12
Coding region: 16-2847 (943 amino acids)
Biological process (GO): small GTPase-mediated signal transduction; positive regulation of peptidyl-serine phosphorylation
Molecular function (GO): phosphotyrosine residue binding; guanyl-nucleotide exchange factor activity
Source: RefSeq, a predicted model, not a curated record